CAGCACAAGCGACGCGCGCCCCUCUGUUCUCACGGCAUUCCAAAGCUGACGGACUCUGAGGGAUGAGCUGGGAUGAGAGAGGGAUGCUAAGGAUAAUGUUUUCCUUCAGCACAGAAAACGGGCUGCCGUUCACCCCAGCAGACGAGCGCAAUAAUUCACCUCACUAAACACACAAAGGAGUCAAGCAGCGCCUUCACAGGGACAGACUUCGCUCUUUCUCGUCGGAGGUCAGCCGUUUUUAGCAGCUUACAAGGUGUAAUGUCUCAGUGAAUAUAAACCUCUGCUGACUGGAGCUGCUAAAGAAUAUUUAACAGCCGGUUCAUCCUCUGAUUGUGGUCAAACAGUUGACAGGUGAUGCCAGUAGAGCGGUAUGGACAGUUAUCAACGGUUACAGUGGCUAAAUCUAGGAUCGUAAACUGUUGAAACAGAAAAUAAACAUCUGCUAACUGCAUCAAUAUAUAUAUUGAAGACGGACUCCACUCUUGACCUUCAGACCACGUCACACUUGCCAUCAAUAAUGUCAGGUUAAGAAAGUCUGAAGUCACCACAGUGAGUGUUUCCCCAGAAGAGCAGUCUUUAGUAUUGCUGGACUUUCAUCGAGAUGUUCACCGCUCUGAAGAAGCUGGUGGGCUCUGAAGCAGGGCAGCUCAGGGAUAGAAAUAUUCCUGCCGGCCUGCAGUCCAUGAACCAGAGUCUACAGAGGCGUUUCGCCAAGGGCGUGCAGUAUAACAUGAAAAUAGUCAUCCGUGGGGACAGAAACACAGGUAAAAGUGCACUUUGGCACCGGCUUCAAGGGAAAAAGUUUCUGCAAGAGUACAUCCCCACACAGGAGAUCCAGGUCACCAGCAUUCACUGGAACUACAAAACAACAGAUGAUGUAGUGAAAGUUGAAGUCUGGGAUGUUGUAGAUAAAGCAGGGAAAGGGAAAAGACGCGGAGAGAAUCUGAAAAUGGAAAAUGAACCUCAGGAGUCGGAAACUGAGAUGGCUCUCGACGCAGAGUUCCUGGAUGUUUAUAAGAACUGUAACGGCGUGAUCCUGAUGUUCGACAUCACCAAACAGUGGACGUUUAACUACAUCCUGAGGGAGUUGCCAAAAGUGCCAACACACGUCCCAGUGUGUGUGCUGGGUAACCAGCGGGAUAUGGGCGAGCACAGGGUCAUCUUACCCGACGACAUCAGAGACUUCAUCAACAGUCUGAACAGACCGCCGGGCUCCUCCUACAUCCACUAUGCCGAGUCCUCCAUGAAAAACGGCUUUGGUCUCAAAUACCUCCAUCGCUUCUUCAACAUCCCAUUCCUGCAGCUGCAGAGGGAGACUCUGUUACGGCAACUGGAGACAAAUCAGCUUGACAUCGAUGCCAUGCUCGAAGAGCUCAGUGUCCAGCAGGAGACCGAGGACCAGAACUAUGACAUUUUUCUUGAGAUGAUGGAGGCACGCAAAGCUUAUGGCUCUCCGGCGCCAUCUAAUGGCCAGAGCCCAUCCUCGGGCUCCCAGUCCCCUGUGGUGCUGCCCGGAGCCGCCUCUCCCAGUAACUCCAGCCCCAGUACCCCUCAGGCCCCUGUCCCGCUCCAGACCCAAUCCACCCCUCCACCACCUCCAUCUAUACCUCAACCUCCCACCCAUGUUCCCCAGACACCAUCACAAACACCUCCUCCUGCUCAGAGACGAGGCUUCAUCUCACGCCUGUUCGGAUCGUCCGCUGCAGAGGCAGAGCCAGACAAACCAGAAUCUGUGGGCUCUGAAGAGACGAAGCCCUCUGGAAAGGUGCAGCGUGUGGAGGACUUUGUGCCGGAGGUGGGCAUGAAACGGACCGUUCUGGAAGAUGGUAGAACGGCAGUUAAAUCAGCAUCAGCUCCCAUCCUGGACAGUGAUAGUGAUGGUGAGGGACGGGGAAAUCCUCUGGUGUCUGGCUUCCAGGAUGAUUUAGAUCCAGAUGACAGAGCGCUGUCCCACACUGCCGUUAAAGCGGCAGUCCCGAGCAUGAGCGUCACACUCACGAGUGAUGAAGAGGAGGAAGAUUCAUCAAUGCCCUCUGCUGCCCAGCAAAAAGGCAUCGGCUCGGGCCCAAACUCAAAGAGUUCUAGAUCUGCAGUGAAUUCUGUCAAACAGCUGCAAACCAAGUCCAGACCAGCUGAGAGACCCCAAAGCCUGAAGACCCCAGCAGGAGCAGUGCAGCGACUGAAGACAGGAGGCGCUGUUGAGGCUCAGCAGAUGCUGUCAUUUGUCAUGGACGACCCUGAUUUUGAGAACGAAGAGUUUGAUGGACCCAAGAUCAAGAAGGGCACUUUUUCUUCACGAGAUGACUUAUCUGAGGGGUCGGAAGAUGGCUUUGUGUUAGCUGGACUCCCAGAGCCCUCCAAACCUGCUGCCCCCUCAUUUAAGACCCUCAGCAGUGACAUUGACCUGUUCAGCCUGGGGUUUGAAGAGACGACACCUAAGAGUAAAGACAGCAGUGAAGACCAGGAGGAUAAUGAAAGCAGACACUCCACAAAGGACAAGAAAAAGAAGAAAAAGAAAAGCAAAGAGGAGGAUGAGAAAAGCAGCAAGAAACGACACAAACACAAGAAAAAGGUAAAGGAUGAGGUGGGAACAGGAGACGAGAAAGAAAAGAAGAAGAAGAAAUCUUCAAGGACCAAGAAACCAGGAGCUGUGGACGAUCUUGAGGCCUUCCUGGCAGGUGGAGACGGACCAGGAAACAGUGAGGGCGGAGACUAUGAAGAGCUCUAACCAAUCAGGGUUUGACAUCCACGCCGUGUGACAUCGCCAGGUCAUUCUCCAAUCCAUUCCACCUGUUUCUCAGUGCCUAACCUUUUGAGUUUUCACAGUGUUUUUGUUCUUCCAGCAUUGCAGCUUUAUAAAUUGGUACGUGGCACCGUUGUUCACGCCAUGCUGUUUCAGUACUGUCAGAUAUAUAACUUUUAGAUGCAUUUUCAAAUGAUCCAGCAUUUAUUCAGUUAUUAGCUGAUUAGAACUCAAAGUCCUUCCACAAAUAUUCGAAGUCAUUUUAGCUUUGUUGGUUUUGUUUGUGUCUUUGUCAGUGUGUGUGUGUGUGUGUGUGUGUGUGGAAAUAUGUGUCCCUUAACAUUAUGGCAACUCUGUGUGUGCUUGCAUUUUAUUUAGCAAGUAUAUAGAUGGAUUAAUCAGACGUACAUUCAAAUCUACGUAACAUACAUGAGAAGAGCCCAUUUCUGUCAAAUUGUCAAAUAGCUAUUCACAUUUAAUUGAACAUUUAAUACUAGAUUUAAUACCAUAAGCCUCUUUCCCCAUCAGUUUCUUUCCAUUAAUGCCUUAACUUGUUUUACACCUAACAAAAUGAAAGCCUUUAUAGAGCAAUCCUAUAAAGUUAAUUAAUGACUGAGGCUCUGACAGACUGCUAACACUGACAGAAUUACUUUGAGCUAAAGAGACACACUCAUGCAGCAAUCACAGUCAGGUUUGCAACUAGAUAUAUCAUUAUAAUUACAACAAAGUUAGUCAGAUUGUCUUUUUGGCAAUUAUUUAUGCAGUUAUUAAACCAGUAUUAUUAUUUAUGAUCUUAAAAUGUGUUAAAAGUUGAUCACGGUCAAAAUUCUUCCUCUCAUGGUAUGUUUGUGAUGUCCUGUCUGCUAAAGGUAUUCAUUUCCUUUGCUGUAUAUCUUUAUUUUUGUUAUGGCUUGUGUAAAUGUUAGUAGUUGUGUAUAGGUCUUGUGUUUUAUUUGGUUCAGAAAUAGACAACCAAGAACAUUUGUAUCUGGGAUGUUGAGGCACCUUGAACAUCCUUUAUGUAUAACAGCAGCCUAAAUUACUAAAUGCAACUAAACAGAUCUAAAAAUCUUUUCCCUCAUAGUUACGCUUGUUUUGGUGACCUAAAGCAAAGAAGGUUGAGUUUUAGAAAAAUAAAAAAAAUCACAUUGAAGACAUACAAAUGUAAGACAUGAUGUAAAUGUAUUAAUUCUUGAGCAUAGGAUAGUGAAAGUAAAAUCAUAUUUUGAAUGCACACAUUUAUACUUUAUAAUAUCAGCCUAAAAUGUAAUAAUAUUUUGGCUUUCGAUGAUCCAUUAAUAUUUGAUGAAUGAAAGUUAUAUAGACAAAUGAUUGUUUACUCACCAUUCCUGAAUCUGGUUUACUGUACACAAACGAUUCAGGCUACAUUUACACGACAACAUUGUAGUCAAAAAAGGAAACAUUUUUCUCUUACGUUUUGAAAAAUUUUCACGUAUAUACAACAACGUUUUUUUAAAAAGAUUUGCGUUUACACAUAUUUGUGAAAACGCUGUAUUAUGUAUGCUAGGCCAGUAGUUAGCGCUGUCACCUUGUUAGUAAACAGUAUCUGUAGGAAAGUGACGAUUAUUUAUUGUAUAUGAUGCGUCUCCGCUGUUGGUUGUACUCAGGCGGCAAGGAAGUCGACCGGAAGUUGAAGUCGGCCGGGUGCCCCAUCUUGUAGCAGAACUUCACUUGCGUUAGCAUUCCCAUUGACUCCCAUUCAUUUUGGCGUCACUUUAACAGCGAAUAACUUUACAUCUGAGGCAUUUAAAGACUCCGUUUGUCCAUUAUUUAUUUCUAAAGAUACACGACAAAGUAUAAAGGGCUCCAUUACCUUCUAUGUUUUUGUAAAAAUAGGCUAACGAUUGCGUCAUAACCACUCUUCUCUCUGUCGCAUUACCGUACAGACAGGAGGAGAAGCUCGCAGGCAAUUAACUUAAUAUGGCGUACUGGCGUUACAUUUUAAAAUACUAUACAAAAUAAUUAAUCAGAAUACUUACUCCUGCUCACUCACGCCAAAGAACUUCCCGCUCAAGCUCGCCGUCUCUGCAAGAUUAACGAUGGCAGUUUGCACGCACAGCCACUUAGAAGAUUUACAUCUGCCAGACAGGUUGCUGACGACAUCAAGCUUAGUUUGAGUCUGCGCGUCAGAAACGGAAGUACUAAAAAACGCUAAAGAUGGGCUUCACUUGUCUCAGUUGAGUUCCAAUGGGGUCGCUGUGUCCAUUUCUUUUACUGUCUAUGAGUAAAUCCACACUUUGCUGAUGAAGCGUUAGCAAACUCUUGAGCAGCAACAACAGUACCAUGUACUCUGCCAUUGUUGUGUAUGUUUGUUCGCACUUGCCUUUAAAAUUGACAUGUACUGUGCUUGUUGACAUACCUAACACAUACUAUGCACGCACAUGAUGUUAUCAUUUUCAAAGAUUCCCGUUUUGGGUACGCUGUUGUCGUGUAAAAAGUUUCCAGUUUUGGCCUGAAAACGUUUUGUAAACGGCCGCUCAUUCUCAUCAUGUUUACUUCUCAUAUGCUUUUGUUUUCAUCAAGUAAUGAUAAAUGAUUACCAAAUAAUUCUGAGUUCUUACUUCAACGGUUGCAUCAAAUUGAAUGUGUAAUGACUAUUUACGUACAGUUUUACCAGUGAUUCAUUUGAUUUGUAUUUCAUUAACGAAUCCUAGUGUUUACUUGCAAUGCCUCCUUUAUGCUUUUUCAUUAGCAUUUAUCAGAUAUUGAUAAAUGAUUAGUAAAUAAUUUCCAGUGUUUGUAUUUCAAUUGUAGCAUCGAAUUGAAUGUGAAAUGAGCUUUUAUGCAAGAACGGAUUUACCAAUGAUUCAAUUCUCUUGUGUGUCAUAAUUGAAUCCCAUUGUUUACUUGCAAUGCCCCCACCCCCUUUGUUUUUUUUUUUGUUUGUUUUUUUGCUUAUGUUGUCAUCAUAGAUUGAUAAAUAACAAAAUAAUUUCAGGCUGGAAUAUGUUAUUCUAAUGAACUAUAAUGUCAUGGAAUCUGAUUGGCUCCGGCUUUAGUGGAAGAAUGACAUCAUCCAUAGUGUUGUGCACUUCAGACCCUCAUCAUUUCAAAUGGAUUUUCUAUUUUUAAAUUUUUAUUAUUGGGACAAAAUGACAAGGUACUUUCUGGCGAACAUCAGAAGGACUUGUUUUUGGUUUGAUGGUACUAUAAGCAUUCCCCUUGGCAUCCACCUUUGAACUUUUGGUUGUUUCGGUCAAAGAUGUCAAUCUGUCCGUUUGUACACUGUCCCGCUACGGCUUUCUCUCAGGAUACACAUUCACCCUGUUGACAACUGAAUGUUGAUUCCUGCUCGUAAAGAUGUUUUCCCAGAAUCCCCCAAGGAAUUGAAGGACAUCGCUGGGGCGAAUAGCCGGUAACUAACGGUACAUUUAAAGAAGUGCAGAUUCCCGUGUGGCUCUUGUGGCAGUCGUCUGCGUCUCUUAGGUGGCUGCAGAUGGAUCCACGCGCGCCGCUGAGAGCAUGUGAUGCAUCACGCUGUCACCAUGGAAGCACACGCCUGGGAAAACCAUCUCAUGCUCACUGUGAUAAAUAGUCUCGCGCUCCACUGUUAAUACUUUCACCCCAAACCAGCAGAAGUGUGCAGCUCGUACACAUGUCAGCUUCCUCUUUACUCUGGGCCCUUGAUUUAUUUAUUUAUUUAUCUGUUUGUUUGGCAUGCAUAUUUUUCCCACCGUAUGAGAAAAGGAGACAGGAAAUGAAUGCAUUGGUGCUGCACUAUAGCACUUCCUGUACAGCGUUUCACAAUGACUGCUUGCAUGGACCGGAAAUGUUUGGGAACGCUGUUUUUAUUUUAUUCAUACAGCAUAUUUGCAUUCCAGAGCAUUGGUUUGGGACCAUAAAUGAUUGUGUUUGCCUAUUUAUUGUUUUUGUUACCCUGUUUCACUACCCUAGUAUUCAUAUUGGAUUUAUGUGUUUCAGUUGUGUAAUAAAUGCAAGAGAAAUUUGACCAUGUUUGUAGGA
Messenger RNA from Carassius gibelio (silver crucian carp), 6727 nucleotides. RefSeq names its product rab-like protein 6. Gene Ontology annotation, molecular function: GTPase activity; GTP binding. Lineage: Eukaryota; Metazoa; Chordata; Actinopteri; Cypriniformes; Cyprinidae. Gene Ontology annotation, cellular component: nucleus; cytosol. The record is from RefSeq and is a predicted model, not a curated record. The transcript has 16 exons. The coding region runs from base 602 to 2728 and encodes 708 amino acids.